AAAUAGGUUCAAGGUACAGUACCUUGAUGACCAGAGAGCACAUUUGCUGUUUGACAAUUUUGUGAAUUUGUAAACGUCUUCAGUCGCAAUUUGUGAAGUAAAUCUGCAACAGAGUGCAUUUGGUCGUCGAGAGACGUUUGUGCGUCGCUGUCAUUACAGAGCAAACGCUACAACAGGAAAAACACAACAACACAGUCGGUGAGUACAACUUUACCACAGAUAGAACAAUGAGACAGAUGUUUUACCGGAUGUACAAAUCUGAAGCAUCCGGUUGGCGUUUCCACUCAACACCAAAUGUGGUGAUGAGAGGAAGCCCAGUGGCCGGCAGUGGGAGAAGAUGGGAGCGAGAUGGAUUUUGGCCGACAUUCUGCUCAUUUUCUCAUCGAUUAAACGUUUGAUUUCAAUACAGAUUUCUGUUCUCAAAACUAAAAUAUGUUGCGAACAUAGUGGACUAAGUUUAGUAGACUUUACUUUUUGCGAAAGUAAAAAAAGAAGAAGGUAUUUUAGUAGUGCAAGGGCGAAUUGAGCUAUUGCACACGAGCACUUAACAGACAAACGUUCCCUAACGGAAAUAUGCAAAUACAUACUAGAACGCGCCAAUAGGAUCUCGUUAGCUCGUGCUUGGCUCUGCCCAUCUCCUUGCUUGUUCUGCCCACUAUGAUUCAUUUGCUCCCAUUGGAAACGACUGGCUGUGGGUUAUCUUUGGGUUAUACAAAUAUCUUUCACUUUACUUCGUCAACUUAACAUUCUUCCAUGCAUUUCCACUGCAGUCUGCAAUGCACCAAAUGUCCCAGUGAUUGCUACAUAGGACAUUGCACAAAGUGUGCCUUAAAAGUGUAAUGAAUUCAUAUUUUUGUUCCAGCCAGGCUCCUUUGGAACAUCAGUAUGGCAGAGCCACAGAGGGUGGGAGAUGUGCCUGAGGAUGUAGACACAGAUGACUGCAUGACUUCAUACACUCACAUUUACAGUCCAGAUUUACUCAAGUAAGUGGAAAUGCAACCUUAACGUACCAACUGUACUUGAGCUGUGCAUUGUCACUUGGAACAAAAGUAGUCCCGUGUAGCUCAGUUGGUAGAGCAUGGCACUUGCAACGCCAGGGUUGUGGGUUCGAUUCCCACAGGGGACCAGUAUUAAAAAAUAAAACAUGUAUGCACUCACUAACUGUAAGUCACUCUGGAUAAGAGCGUCUGCUAAAUGACUAUAAUGUAUAAUGUAACAAAAGCAAUGGCCAGUAGAUUUUAUAAGUAAAUGUUACUACCAUUAGUGAUGUAAUAGGAAAAGAUGACAGACAUAGGGCCCUCUGUAUAAUACCGGUACUGUACAUAAUUUUGUAACAAUAUAUUUUCACAGAGACCAAGUGGCGUUCAUAACUGGAGGGGGAUCUGGAAUUGGACUACGCAUAGCUGAAGUGCUCAUGAGGUGCUGUACCUGGUGUCUCUGACGUACUCCUCCAUGCUCCCUGAGACUGUACUUUAACCCUCUGAUUGUGUUAUCACGGCCUGUGUCUGCCUAUCUUCUCUCACCUCUUACCUAUAGAGCAUGUCACUCUUCACCUAAGACGUUGAAUGAUGCCUGUCACCUUUGGCUUCUUGGUACAUCACAUGAUCUCAGCCUUAACCUUGCACCUUUCACUUGACAUGUCCAUACAUCCCUCACCCCUCAUCUAUCACAUUCCCAUGGCAUUGUACUUUGCCUACACCAGGGACUGCUUACGUUAUGCCACUGUGUUCUACCUAUAGCUUACCUGUGUCAUCCGCAACCUACCAUUAGAGACAACUCAAACCUUAUGCAGCAUGUCAUCACACACAGAACAUCUUGCCCCUCACCCCUAACCUCUCACCUUUCGUGUCUUUCAGGCACGGCUGUGACACAGUGAUUGCCAGCAGAAACUUUGAAAAGCUCACAGAGGUCACUACCCUUAUAUCUUGUAAACAAGUAGACCAAACAAAAAACUAUGUUGAUUUAAUGAAUAAACUUUUAAUAAAUGUUGAUUUAUCAUGCUGAUGUAUAUAGUCUGUGUUUUCUUCCAGGCUGCUAAGAAGCUGACGGCAGCGACGGGACGCCACUGUCUCCCUCUGACCAUUGACGUGCGACAGCCCCAGACUAUCUCCGCUGCAGUGGACGAGACGCUGAAAGAGCUGGGCAGGAUUGAUAUCCUCAUUAAUAGUAUGUAGAAUACACACGUGUGCACAGACAGACGUGCAUGCACCCACCCACACACACAAAUUAAAUUGGAUCUGCUGUGAAAUUGUGUGCGAAAUUGAUUGUGAAGCCAUGAUGGGGUGAAAGCAGUGUCAUUUUGUUUUAAUUAUUGCAUUUUCUCAAGCUAUAUCUAUCUCUCUUUAUCAACUGUUCUGGCUUUUAUCAUUUUUGUUACCCUUGAUAAAUAAUAAUUUUAAAAAACGGCCCUUCCUUAUACAACUAAAUAACUUGAUUUGCAUUUCACGAUAUUUCAAUCUGUCUCUCUUUAUCUGAACUUCCUCUCCAUUUGUACAUUUUCAUUUUAAUACCCAAUUUCUAAUUGAAACGUGUUAACGUUGGUUGUUUGAAAUAUGUAAGGAACUGUGUAGCAAUCUAUUUUAUUUUAUAGAUGCUGCUGGAAACUUCCUGUGCCCUGCUACCUCCCUCUCAUUCAAUGCCUUCAAGACAGUCUUGGAGAUAGACACCAUGGGUACAUUUAACACCAGCAAGGUGGUCUAUGAGAAGUGGUUCAAGGUACAGCACACUUUCAGUAUGCACUGAGAUUUUUCAAUCAAUUUCCUUCAAUCUAACUAUCUACCUUUUGCGUGACUUGCAUGGAUAUUCCUGUUUGGUUUUCAUUGUUGUGCUAUUACCUCAGAUAGUCAUACUUCAGUUAAAAUGUAUGGAUAGACUUGAUCAUGUCUGAUGUUUGUGUUCAGGACCACGGGGGUGCCAUUGUAAACAUCUCUGCCACCCUCGGCUACAGGGGUCAGGCUCUCCAGGUGCAUGCUGGCUCUGCCAAGGCUGCCAAUGGUAAGAAACGUUACAGUGUUAUAACUAUAUGAUUGUUACUAUAUUGUUAUGUUUUUAUUUGGUUGUAUGUAUUUGGUAGAAAUGGCUGUAGUCUUUAGGUGAUUCAGCACUAUUUCUCAGAUAUAACAGCAAGCCCACUAACAACUUCCCCCCUCUUUAUUCAUCCCACUACCCUUUUUCUGUUCACAUCUCUCUCCCCCAGAUGCCAUGACCAAGCACCUGGCCGUUGAGUGGGGACCAAGUGGGGUAAGGGUUAACACCCUGGCACCAGGUCCUAUUUCGGGGACAGAGGGCUUCCGUAGGCUGGGUAAGGAUCUGUGGCUGCCUGGCUGGGAUUUGAUAAACGCGUUUGAUUGAUUAAGCCAUGUGCCAAACUCACACAUGGCCACGCAUACUUUUUAGUGAUAAAUCUUGCCACUCUUUUCUACCUUUUAAUGAAGUAGGUUUUAGUAUUCACUUGAUUAAGUAGAUCUGGGUAAUGAAGUGUUAUUUCUAUGCUAGUGAGGUCAAAGUUAUCAAGAGCAGAGCCUUAGGAGAGGUAAACUAAAUGAAGUCCUCUUCAGUCUCAUUUCUCUUUGCACCCCCCCCCCUCUCUCUCUUGUCUUCAGGUGGCAACAGAGCAGACAGCAUGGGCGCCUUCUCAUCCAUUCCACUGCAGCGGGCAGGCAACAAGACUGAGAUGGCCCACAGCGUGCUGUUCCUGGCCAGCCGCGCCUCCUCCUAUGUGACGGGCCACAUCAUGGUGGCUGACGGCGGGAGCUGGCUCACCUCAGCCAAUGACGUGUCCAUGCUGCUCGGUAUAGCUUCCUCUCAAUCUGCUAAACUCUGACACGCCCUCCCCCCGUCCCAGGUGUGUAGGACAGGAAAGGAGGUGGAGCUGUAGGUCUAGGAGAGGAGAACGUUGUGAAGUGUGUUGUGGAUAAGUAGAGUGCAUUUAUCUUUAAUCUAAAUAUUUUUCUGGAGUAGUGGCAUAGAUAUAGGGGUGGUGUUUUGCCCUGAGUUGGACAACUGAUUGCUUAAUUUGUCUGGCUUGUGUUCCAUUUUAGUCUGUGGCCUUUUGCCUAAGGACACUUUAGAUAGAGAAGCAUUGACUUAUUAUUUGAUAUGCAGAUACUGUCUUCAAAUUAAAUAGUGUUUAUUUUGCUUUCAGGCUAUUGGUCAGCUGAACUGAAGAGAGACAAGUAGAUGGUGAAGAUGAAGUGGCAGAUUUGGAAUAAUCUGCUAAAUCAAUGGAUUUGCCAUGUAAGAUCUUUGAGACUGGAAAGCUAGCAUAGCUGAUAGUGGUUAAGUGGACAAUAGGAGGUAAACACAAAAAUAUUGACUGAAAAAUAUUGACCUAAAAAUACAUGUUGAAAACAGGAUAGAUGGGCCAAAUCAUGUUUCAAGUGUUGGAUAAUUUGAAUUAAUCCACAACAUUUUUUAUAUUCUAAUUACUAACUACUUUCAAUAACUACUUUGGAUUAAGAAAAUAUGUUGAUGAAUGUGAUUAGUAAAGUCGCCUUCUGUAGUUGUUGAAUUAUGUAGGCUAGUUGUUGAAAUUACAUUGUAAAGCACUUACAAUUUCCAUAAACAAUGUCCAGAACUUUUCCUAAUAAACCUUGACAUAAUGACAUUUAAAAA
Molecule: messenger RNA, 4614 nt
Organism: Coregonus sp. 'balchen'
Lineage: Eukaryota; Metazoa; Chordata; Actinopteri; Salmoniformes; Salmonidae
Source: the annotation of a GenBank genome assembly